GUCUUUUGGCCAAACGAUAGAAAGACGAGCAAAGGUGAUAGACCAGCAAUGUUCAGCUACAUGGGAGUGUAGAGAGAGAUGGCGUAUUGAAUGGGCGAAGAAUUCAGAGUUACUCUUUUCUCCUAGUCUCACAAAAUUAAGAAAUUGCAGGGAUCUGUUUUUGCAAAUCACUGGAAACUAUAACGAUUCGUUUGGCCUUUUAUUACACAACAUGCAAGCCAAUGCCGGUAUGGUGGCCGGCUCUCACCGCCGAAACGAGUUGGUUCGGAUUCGGCACGAUUCCGACAGUGGGCCCAAGCCCCUGAAGAAUUUAAAUGGUCAAACAUGCCAGAUUUGUGGUGAUAACGUUGGACUCACAGCUACUGGUGAUAUAUUUGUUGCCUGCAAUGAGUGUGCCUUCCCAGUUUGCAGGCCUUGUUAUGAGUAUGAGCGUAAAGAUGGAACUCAGUCUUGCCCUCAGUGCAAGACUAGAUAUAGGAGGCACAAAGGGAGUCCACGAGUUGAGGGAGAUGAUGAAGAGGAUGAUAUCGAUGAUCUGGAGAAUGAGUUCAAUUAUGCCCAGGUACAUAGCAAAGCAAGACACCAGUGGCAGGGCGAAGACCCAGAACUAUCUGCAUCUUCUAGACAUGAAUCUCGACAACCAAUUCCCCUUCUGACCAAUGGACAGCCGGUCUCUAGUGAAAUUCCAACACCUGACACUCAAUCUGUGCGAACUACAUCUGGUCCUCUGGGCCCUGCUGAAAGGAAUAUUAAUUCUUCUCCUUACGUUGAUCCAAGACAACCAGUUCCGGUGAGAAUUGUGGACCCUUCAAAGGACUUGAAUUCUUAUGGCCUUGGAAAUGUUGACUGGAAGGAGAGGGUUGAAGGCUGGAAACUUAAACAGGAGAAAAAUAUGAUGCAGAUGAGCAGUAAAUUUAGUGAAGGAAAGGGAGACAUAGAAGGCACUGGUUCAAAUGGAGAAGAACUCCAAAUGGCUGAUGAUGCUCGACAGCCGUUGAGUCGUGUGGUACCAAUUCCUUCAUCUCACUUGACCCCUUAUCGGGUUGUAAUCAUUCUCCGGCUUAUAAUUUUGGGCUUUUUCUUACAAUAUCGGGCAACUCAUCCGGUGAAAGAUGCUUAUCCUUUAUGGCUGACAUCAGUUAUCUGUGAGAUUUGGUUUGCCUUGUCCUGGCUUCUAGAUCAGUUUCCAAAAUGGUAUCCAGUCAACCGUGAGACCUAUUUAGACAGGCUUGUAUUGAGAUAUGAUAGGGAAGGGGAACCAUCACAAUUAGCUCCUGUAGAUAUUUUCGUUAGUACAGUGGAUCCCCUCAAAGAGCCGCCUCUUGUUACAGCAAACACUGUUUUGUCCAUACUUGCUGUGGAUUAUCCUGUUGACAAAGUAUCUUGCUAUGUUUCGGAUGAUGGUUCAGCAAUGUUGACCUUUGAAGCCCUCUCUGAAACUGCAGAGUUUGCUAGGAAGUGGGUGCCAUUCUGUAAGAAGCACAAUAUUGAGCCUAGGGCCCCUGAAUUUUAUUUCGCCCAGAAGAUUGAUUACUUGAAGGACAAAAUACAACCUUCUUUUGUGAAAGAACGCCGAGCAAUGAAGAGAGAAUAUGAGGAGUUUAAGGUGCAGAUCAAUGCCCUUGUUGCAAAAGCUCAGAAGAUGCCGGAAGAAGGUUGGACAAUGCAGGAUGGCACUCCAUGGCCCGGUAAUAAUCCUAGGGAUCAUCCUGGAAUGAUUCAGGUGUUCUUAGGCCACAGUGGAGGGCUUGAUACUGAUGGAAAUGAGCUACCUCGUCUUGUUUAUGUUUCUCGUGAGAAGCGUCCUGGCUUCCAACACCACAAGAAAGCUGGAGCUAUGAAUGCAUUGAUUCGAGUUUCAGCUGUCUUGACCAAUGGUGCAUAUCUGUUGAAUGUUGAUUGUGAUCACUACUUCAAUAACAGCAAAGCUCUUAGAGAGGCAAUGUGUUUCAUGAUGGAUCCUGUACUUGGAAAGAAAACUUGCUAUGUACAGUUCCCACAGCGUUUUGACGGCAUUGAUAUUCAUGAUCGAUAUGCCAAUCGCAAUAUUGUUUUUUUUGAUAUCAACUUGAAGGGGCUUGAUGGCAUCCAGGGUCCAGUCUAUGUGGGAACUGGUUGUUGUUUCAAUAGACAAGCUCUAUAUGGAUAUGAUCCAGUUUUAACUGAAGAGGAUUUGGAGCCAAACAUUAUUAUCAAGGGAUGUUGUGGUUCAAGAAAGAAGGGAAAGGGUUCUAACAAGAAAUACAUGGACAAGAAGAGGGCAAUGAAAAGAACCGAAUCUACUGUUCCAAUUUUUAAUAUGGAAGACAUUGAAGAGGGUGUUGAAGGAUAUGAUGAUGAGAGGUCCCUUCUUAUGUCCCAGAAGAGCUUAGAGAAGCGUUUUGGUCAGUCACCAGUUUUUAUUGCUGCCACCUUCAUGGAACAGGGAGGCAUACCACCAACCACUAAUCCUGCGACUCUUUUGAAAGAAGCAAUCCAUGUUAUAAGUUGUGGAUAUGAGGACAAGACUGAAUGGGGCAAAGAGAUUGGAUGGAUCUAUGGUUCUGUUACAGAAGAUAUCUUAACUGGGUUCAAGAUGCAUGCUCGUGGUUGGAUAUCAAUUUAUUGCAUGCCACCCCGUCCAGCUUUUAAGGGGUCUGCUCCUAUCAAUCUUUCUGAUCGAUUGAACCAAGUUCUUCGAUGGGCCUUGGGGUCAAUUGAGAUUUUGCUGAGCCGGCAUUGCCCCAUAUGGUAUGGCUACAAGGGAAGAUUGAAGCUUUUGGAAAGACUGGCUUACAUUAAUACCAUUGUCUACCCCCUGACCUCUAUUCCACUGCUUGCUUACUGCAUGCUUCCUGCUUUUUGCCUUCUUACUGGAAAAUUCAUUAUUCCGGAGAUAAGCAACUUUGCUAGCAUGUGGUUUAUUUUACUUUUUGUCUCCAUUUUUGCUACUGGAAUACUGGAGCUACGGUGGAGUGGGGUUGGUAUUGAGGACUGGUGGAGGAACGAACAGUUCUGGGUCAUUGGUGGUACAUCAGCGCACCUGUUUGCUGUUUUCCAGGGUCUUUUAAAAGUGCUUGCAGGUAUUGAUACUAGCUUCACUGUUACCUCAAAGGCAUCUGACGAUGAUGGAGACUUUGCAGAGCUUUAUGUUUUCAAAUGGACAUCUCUUCUCAUCCCCCCAACUACUGUCCUUAUUGUGAACCUGGUGGGUAUUGUUGCUGGUGUAUCAUAUGCCAUAAACAGUGGGUACCAAUCAUGGGGUCCCCUAUUUGGCAAGCUGUUCUUUGCCAUAUGGGUCAUUGCCCAUCUCUAUCCUUUCUUGAAGGGUUUGUUGGGUCGCCAAAACCGUACACCUACCAUCGUCAUUGUCUGGUCUAUACUUCUUGCCUCCAUUUUCAGCUUGCUCUGGGUGAGAAUUGAUCCCUUCACCUCAAAUUCCACCAAAUCUGCUGCAAAUGGUCAAUGUGGCAUCAAUUGCUGAGACAUACCAGUACCAAAUGUCAUCUCUCCAUGAAGUUUUUCAUCCUGUGUUUAUACAAUAAGAUAUGAAGUUAUUGAAGUUGUUUGUGGAUGAUAUGAUCUAAAUCAUACAGUUUUUCUGUCUAGAAAGGAGUUUGAUGGAUCUUAUUAAUUUUGUCUGGUGCUGAAGGACAAGACAUUACAAGAUCCCUUCUUUGUAUCGAAUAAUUUAUUUCUUGCUUUUUCACUUCUAUAGAGGUGUACGUUGUUGGUCCUUA
This is a messenger RNA of Mangifera indica (mango), 3719 nucleotides long. RefSeq names its product cellulose synthase A catalytic subunit 1 [UDP-forming]-like. Bases 212 to 3463 code for a protein of 1083 amino acids. Gene Ontology annotation, biological process: plant-type primary cell wall biogenesis; cellulose biosynthetic process. Gene Ontology annotation, cellular component: trans-Golgi network; plasma membrane. Lineage: Eukaryota; Viridiplantae; Streptophyta; Magnoliopsida; Sapindales; Anacardiaceae. The record is from RefSeq and is a predicted model, not a curated record. Gene Ontology annotation, molecular function: cellulose synthase (UDP-forming) activity. The transcript has 14 exons.